Populus trichocarpa (black cottonwood) is the source of this 4869-nucleotide messenger RNA. RefSeq lists its product as uncharacterized. The transcript has 4 exons. Gene Ontology annotation, biological process: DNA integration. The record is from RefSeq and is a predicted model, not a curated record. NCBI's taxonomy places the organism in Eukaryota, Viridiplantae, Streptophyta, Magnoliopsida, Malpighiales, Salicaceae. The coding region runs from base 1 to 4869 and encodes 1622 amino acids. Gene Ontology annotation, molecular function: RNA-DNA hybrid ribonuclease activity; nucleic acid binding.
AUGGAGCUUAUUAAGAUAGGAUGGGUAUCCUUUGAAGACAAGCCCAAUGUUAAUUCAAACCCGUUGCCUAAACAUGCCUCAAGUAGUAGUGGAAUAGGCAUGAUAGAAGUUGGAAAUCAAUGCAAGGUGUUGAAGGUGUCUAUGGAAAAGAUGUACUACAUGUUAGUACGAUCAAGAUUUCUAGAGGCAAAUAUGGAAGGCCAUUCGGAGGGAGGUAGUUAUUGUGAGUUCCAUGGAAGAGAUGGACACUAUAUUGAGGAUUGCAUCGAGUUUUGCGAAAAGAUUGCAAAAAUGUUAAAAAUGGGGCAAUUAAGAAUUGAACCCAUGGAGAACAGGGGUGAGGUGAGUAUGAUAGAAGAUCAGAUGGAGAUGACAGGAGUAUGCAGGGUCCAACAAACAGCUAAUGGUCCCCCAAGGCUAAUCUUGGUUAAACCAUCCUACACAAAAGGGAAUCACAAUGCCAUGCCUUAUAAUUAUGGUUAUGCCUCCAACGUUCAAGCUCCUCUUCCUUUGUUCCAGACUGAGAUAAGUGGGUUGACCAGGAGUGGUCGUUGCUUUACUUCCGAGGAGUUGAGGAAGGAAAAGGGUAAAGAAGUGGUAGAUCUUGACAAAGCACUAGAAGUUAAUAAGCCAGUAACAGAAGAGGAGUCGAAUGAAUUCCUGAAGUUGAUCAAGCAUACUGAUGAGCUUGAUGCUGAAGGUACCGGACAUAACAAGCCUUUAUACAUUACGGUUAGGUGCAAGGACUGCCUCAUAGGAAAAGUACUCAUUGAUAACGGAUCGGCCCUUAAUGUGUUGCCAAAGCACAUGUUGGAAGAAAUGCCGAUCGAUGAAUCCCAUAUAAAGCCAAGUACUAUGAUGGCCAGAGCAUAUGAUGGCUCACCUAGGCCAAUAAUUGGGACUCUAGAAGUGGAGCUAUAUGUGGGACCACAAAUGUUCCUAGCUGAGGAGACAGUAUCCAUGAUAAAGAAUGUGGCUGUGCCUUUUAUCGAAGCGAAUGAUUGCAAGGGUAACAAUAUCCAUGCCUUUGAGAUUGUGAACACCGACUGGGUGCCGGAGAAUACAGUGCUAAGAAGGCCAAGGAUCUCAGAAGCAGCAAGGAUGGCAAGUCUAUGCCUUUUGAACCGCGGGAUCCCAGUUCAGUAUAACUUUAUUAUCAGGAUACCAGAAGGGGUUAAUCUGGCAAGGAUGAAAAGUGCUGCUCAAAGAUUUGGGUUAGGAUACCAACCUAACCAAGAAGAUUAUCGGUGGGCUGCUGGUCGGAGAAGGGCAAGAAGGAUGGCUAGAAUUAAAGGAAGAGAGCCUGAUGAAGAAAAGCUAGAAAUCCCUCCCCUUAGCGUGUCAUUCUCAAAAGCUGCAUACAUAAUGCAACAUGAUAAAGAAGCCGAAAGCCUCGAUCAAGAGCUGUCAAACCUGAGCAUAAAUGCCUUGGGGGAAAACAAGGUGGAAGGAGAUGACAUGAAGACAGUAGCAAGAAAGGGAGAUGAAGCGCUCCCACAACUGACGGUCUACACCAUAGAAGAAGUCUCCGCCAAGACCUUUGUGCGCAAGCUAGUAGAACAACAGGAACAGACUUGGAAGCCUAUCGCCGAGGAACUCGAAACCAUCAAUGUGGGUAGUGAUCAGCUCAAGAAAGAGUUGAAAAUAGGUACCUUAGUUACUUCUGAACAAAGGACAAAAAUGAUCGCCCUGUUACAAGAAUAUGCAGAUGUCUUUGCUUGGUCUUAUGAAGAUAUGCCUGGUUUGGAUACAAAUAUUGUAGUACACAAGAUACCGUUGGAAGAAGGCUGUAAGCCAAUCAAGCAGAAGCUGAGGAGGGCCCACCCGGAUGUCUGGAUCAAGGUCAAGGCAGAACUCGAGAAGCAAUGGGAUGCUGGCUUUCUAGAAGUAGUUAGAUAUCCACAUUGGGUAUCUAACAUUGUUGUGGUACCUAAGAAGGAGGGGAAGAUUAGAGUAUGCGUGGAUUUUCGGAAUUUGAAUAAAGCUAGCCCCAAGGAUGAUUUUCCUUUACCACACAUAGAUGUUUUAGUGGACAAUGCAGCCCGGAGUUCCACAUAUUCCUUUAUGGAUGGUUUUUCGGGAUACAACCAGAUAAAAAUGGCUCCGGAGGAUAAGGCGAAAACAACUUUUGUCACACCGUGGGGGACAUUCUGCUAUAAGGUCAUGCCAUUUGGAUUGAAGAAUGCAGGAGCAACCUAUCAAAGAGCAAUGGUGACUUUGUUCCACGACAUGAUGCACAAGGAAAUUGAGGUGUAUGUAGACGACAUGAUUGCCAAGUCUAAAAGAGGAGAGGAUCAUGUUGAAGUUUUGAGGAAGUUGUUUGAGAGAUUGAGGAAGUAUGAAUUAAGGCUCAAUCCUGCCAAAUGUUCAUUUGGAGUUAAAUCGGGUAAGCUGUUAGGAUUUGUGGUAAGUGAUAGAGGUAUAGAGGUGGAUCCAGAUAAAGUAAGGGCCAUCCAAGCUAUGUCAUCCCCUAAGACGGAGAAGGAAGUAAGAGGAUUCUUGGGAAGGAUAAACUACAUUGCUCGGUUCAUAGCUCAGUUAACAACGACGUGUGAACCAAUAUUCCGACUACUAAGGAAAAAGAAUCCUGGAACCUGGAAUGAGGAGUGUGAGGAGGCAUUCAAUAAAAUCAAGCAUUAUUUGCAAAAUCCACCUUUACUGGUCCCUCCGGUAUCGGGAAAACCUCUAGUAUUGUAUCUAACAGUGACUGAAGCAGCUAUGGGAUGUGUAUUGGGUCAGCAUGAUGAAACCGGAAGGAAGGAAAGAGCUAUUUAUUACUUAAGUAAGAAAUUCACUGAAUGUGAGUCUAGAUACACGGAGAUAGAAAGGCUUUGUUGUGCGUUGGUGUGGGCAGCAAAGAGGUUGCGGCAUUAUAUGUUAUACUAUACCACUUGGUUGAUUUCAAAAGUGGAUCCUCUGAGGUACAUUUGUAACAAGCCAUUUCUCUCAAGUCGAAUUGCAAGGUGGCAAGUUCUAUUAGCAGAAUAUGACAUAGUAUACAUGACAAGGAAAGCUGUAAAAGGAAGUGCAAUCGCGGACCAUCUGGCCGAUAAUGCUGUUGAAGAUUACGAACCUUUGGAUUUUGACUUCCCUGAUGAAGAUAUAUUGUCAAUAGAGAAAGAAGAAGAGAAGACAGAUUGGUGGACGAUGUUUUUUGACGGUGCAGUGAAUGUAUAUGGUAACGGGGCCGGUGCGGUAAUAAUCUCUCCAGAUAAGAAACAGUAUCCAGUUUCGGUUAAACUACAUUUCGAGUGCACCAACAACACAGCUGAGUAUGAAGCUUGUAUCCUCGGGUUAGAAGCGGCAUUAGAGUUGAAGAUAAAGAAGUUAGAUGUAUAUGGAGAUUCAAUGUUGAUUAUCUGUCAGGUUAAAGGGGAAUGGCAGACUAAGGAGGAAAAGUUAAGGCCGUACCAAGAAUACCUAUCCACGCUAGCAAAGGAAUUUGAAGAAAUUAGAUUCACCCAUCUGGGAAGGGAGGGGAAUCAUUUUGCGGAUGCUUUGGCCACACUAGCUGCUAUGACUACCAUUGAUCUCAAGUGCAAAGUACAACCGGUCCACAUUGACAUUAGAAAUGACCCAGCUCAUUGUUGCUUAGUUGAAGGAGAGAUAGACGGACAACCUUGGUAUUAUGAUAUCAAGAACCUUGUGCAAAAUCAGGAAUAUCCAGUGGGAUCCUCCAAAACGGAUAAGAAAACCUUGAGAAGGUUGGCUACAGACUUUUAUUUAGAUGGAGAGAUUCUGUACAAAAGAUCAUUUGAUGGAACCUUGCUAAGGUGUUUGAAUGAGGCAGAUGCUAGAAAGGCAUUACGGGAGGUCCAUGAGGGGAUUUGCUCAACCCAUGCUAGCGGGCAUAUGAUAGCAAGGAAAAUCCAAAGGGCCGGUUAUUUUUGGAUGACACUAGAGAAAGACUGUAUCGACUAUGUCAGGAAAUGUCAUAAAUGUCAAGUUUACAGUGACAAGGUCAAUAUGCCACCAGCUCCUCUAUUUAAUCUGAUAUCUCCUUGGCCAUUUGCAAUGUGGGGAAUCGACGUGAUCGGACCUGUUAACCCAAAAGCUAGCAACGGUCAUAGAUUCAUCCUUGUGGCUAUUGACUACUUCACCAAAUGGGUGGAAGCUAAUUCGUAUGCCCAUGUAACACAGAAGGUAGUGAAGAGGUUCAUAGAAAAGGAUUUGAUUUGUCGAUAUGGUCCUCCGGAAAAGAUAGUGACAGAUAAUGCACAGAAUUUCAAUGGCAAAAUAAUAGUGGAGCUGUGUACUAAAUGGAAAAUCAAGCAUUCGAAUUCCUCACCAUACCGACCAAAAAUGAAUGGCGCAGUAGAAGCCGCCAACAAGAACAUCAAGAAGAUUAUUCAGAAAAUGGUAGUCACAUACAGAGAUUGGCAUGAGAUGUUGUCAUUCGCUCUUCACGCAUACCGCACUACAGUUAGGACCUCGACGGGAACAACUCCAUAUUCGUUGGUGUACGGUAUGGAAGCAGUGAUGCCUUUGGAAGUAGAAAUCCCGUCGUUAAGAGUAUUGAUGGACUCCGAAUUAGAAGAGGCCGAGUGGGCCAAAGUGAGAUAUGAGCAACUGAACCUGAUCAGUGAAAAGAGGAUGGCUGCAAUAUGUCAUCACCAACUGUACCAGAAACGAAUGGCCAAGGCAUAUGAUAAGAAGGUUAGACCGCGGUUAUUUCAAGAAGGGGAUCUAGUAUUGAAGAAAAUAUUGUCACUACCUGGAGACGAUCAAAGCAAAUGGGCACCGAAUUACGAAGGUCCUUACAUAGUUAAGAAGGCAUUCUCAGGAGGAGCACUGAAGUUGGCUAGAAUGGAUGGAGAAGACCUAGCUCGACCUGUGAAUUCUGACUCUGUAAAAAGAUAUUAUGCUUGA